GGAAGAAGCAUUUGGAAUAGUUGUAUUGAGAAAAGCGCUUUGUUUUCCAAAUGUCACUCAGUCUCUGUGACAUCUCUAAAACUCAAACUCGUAAUAAUAGAAAUAACACACUUUGCACUCUUUCCAACGUUGUUUUCGCUUUCUCUUUAUACCCACACGCCCAUAAUUACUUCCAUUAAUUCUGCCAAAUGGAUUCCACUCUCUCUUUCCACACUCCAACUAACAAUGCCAUCUCACAACCGGAACAACCGCCUCCUCCACCGCCUCCGCCGCCGCCUCCUAACUCACAUUCGCCACCCGCACUCUUAGUUCCCAAACCCGAACCCUUCUGGGCCUCUGACCAUGACGAUAUCGGAGACGAACUCGACCUAUUCACUGAGUUCAACCGAGUUACCGAGUUGUUCCACCUUGCCUUCGGAGCCACCAAUGUCGUCCUUCCCCCCUACUCCUUCGGACCUCAACCUGCUUCACCCACAUGCUCCGACCCCCUUCCUGCUGCGGAUGUCCAUUCGGCGGUUCAGGAACACCCGAAUUCGUCGUCCUCCACCAGCGACGCCUCGAGAGCGAUCGUCCCCGUGGAGGACCUCACGGUGAGCGUUGCGCCGCCGCGGAAGCAGAGCCGGCAGAAGGAGCUGGUUCGGGUAAUGGGUCUGUCGGUGAGGGAACAGGCGCAGCUGCGGGAGACGGUGAGGCGCACGCGCUUGGUGUACGACUCGGUGCGCGUGUAUACCGCUGUGGAGGAGGAGAGGCGGGUGGCUGCCUUGGCGGCUGCGGCAGCGGCGAGGGAGGCGGCAAGGGAGGCGGCAAGGGAGGCGGAGAUCAAGGAGGAGCAGGAAGAGGAGAAAGUGGUGGAGGGCCGGACUCGACGUCUCCGCGGGGACCUGCGAGCUGCUGGACUGAUGCGGGAGCGUGGACUGUGGCUGAACCGGGAGAAGCGAAUCGUUGGGGCGAUCCCUGGGAUUUUGGUGGGGGAUUUGUUCCUUUUCAGGAUGGAGUUGUGUGUGCUUGGGUUGCACGGUCAGAUACAGGCUGGCAUUGAUUAUCUUCCUGCAAGUAUGAGCUCCAGUGGGGAGCCUAUAGCCACCAGUGUGAUUGUUUCUGGGGGUUACGAGGAUGAUUCUGAUAAGGGUGAGCAUAUAUUCUACACUGGUCAUGGAGGGCAGGGGAAGAAUUCGUCUAAGCAGGUUGCUGAUCAGAAGUUGGAGUCAGGGAACCUUGCAUUGGAAAGGAGUAUGCAUUACGGUGUGGAGGUGAGGGUUAUUCGUGGGAUGAGGUAUGAGGGGAGUGCUUCUGCUUCUGGUAAGGUGUAUGUGUAUGAUGGAGUGUAUAAGAUUACUCAGUGCUUGUUUGAUAAGGGGAGGUCUGGUUUUGGGGUUUACAAGUUUAGGCUUUCCAGGGUUGCGGGGCAGGCUAAGAUGGGAAGUACUAUUUUGAAGGAAGCUAGGAGUAUUAGGAGGAAUGAAAUGGAAUCGAAUACUGUUCGUUGUCUUUCUGCUGAUAUGUCCAACAAGAAGGAGAAUGUUCCUGUUCGCCUUUUUAACGACAUAGAUGAUGAUCGAGAUCCUCUUAACUAUGAGUAUCUUGCCAGGACAAGUUUUCCACAGUUUGUGUUUCAUCAGAGUGGGAAUGUUACUGGUUGUGACUGUGUGAAUGGUUGUGGAGAUGGAUGCUUUUGUGCUAUGAAAAAUGGGGGUGAUUUUCCUUACACUCUGCAGGGACAUCUUGUGAAAGGGAAGCCUUUGAUUUUUGAAUGUGGCCCUUUUUGUUCUUGUCCUUCUCAGUGUCGUAAUCGUGUUUCGCAGAAGGGAGUGAAAUAUAGGUUGGAAGUGUUUAGGUCCCUGCAGACAUCUUGGGGUGUUAGGUCUCUGGACCUUAUUCAAGCCGGUACUUUUAUAUGCGAGUUUUCUGGGGUUGUUUUGACUAGGGAGCAGGCGCAACUCUUUGCAAUGAAUGGUGACUCUUCGAUAUAUCCCAAUAGGUUUUCAGAAAGAUGGGCGGAAUGGGGGGAUUUGUCUCAAGUAGAUCCAAAAUAUGUGCGUCCAUCAUAUCCAUCUAUUCCUCCUUUAGAUUUUUCUCUGGAUGUGUCGACUAUGAGGAAUGUUGCUUGUUAUAUGAGCCAUAGUUCAUCUCCAAAUGUUUUGGUUCAGUUUGUUCUGUAUGAUCACAACAAUUUGAUGUUCCCACACCUUAUGCUAUUUGCAAUGGAGAAUAUCCCUCCCAUGAGAGAGCUCAGCCUUGAUUACGGCGUAGCUGAUGAGUGGACAGGGAAGCUCUCUAUAUGUAACUGAAUAGUUCUAAAAGGUUAACGCACUUCUAAUAUGUUGAAGCCAAUUUUUGCGCAUGGUUAACUGAGGCUCUCAUUCCUGACAACAUUGGUUUUGCAGACUUAACCAUGGUUUUCCUAAGGUUUCAACUUCACCAAAUUUUGUGGAACUGUGAAAGUGCUUGCUAUGUGAACAUUUUGUCAAGGUAUUGAAGAUAAUGUAAUAGCUGUUGAAUUUCAUGGUUUUUUCUAACUUCUUUUUUGGCUAGUGCAUAGCAUAUGAUGUGUGGUGAUGAAGAUCAAGUAUUGGAGCUCGGGAAGUGCUUAAUCUUGAAUACUUGUGUAAUUAUUCUGUAAUUUUCUGAUAUUGGGCCCUUUGGCAAGGCAUUUGCUCGCCACCUUCUUCUAAGCAAGU
Messenger RNA from Vigna umbellata (rice bean), 2678 nucleotides. The record is from RefSeq and is a predicted model, not a curated record. NCBI's taxonomy places the organism in Eukaryota, Viridiplantae, Streptophyta, Magnoliopsida, Fabales, Fabaceae.